This is a messenger RNA of Colletotrichum graminicola M1.001, 222 nucleotides long. RefSeq lists its product as uncharacterized. The coding region runs from base 1 to 222 and encodes 73 amino acids. The transcript is spliced from 2 exons. The record is from RefSeq and is a predicted model, not a curated record. NCBI's taxonomy places the organism in Eukaryota, Fungi, Ascomycota, Sordariomycetes, Glomerellales, Glomerellaceae.
AUGGAUCAGAUCAAGAACCUCGCCGGCGGAAGCAACGGCGCCUCCAACACUGCCGGUGCCGGUCAGCAGAAGCAGGACCCCGUUGACAAGGUCUUCGACUUCGGCUCCAAGAAGGCUGGCCACGACUUUAGCCCCAGCACCGACGAGAAGAUCACCGACGCCGGCCGCGGCGUCUACGAGAAGGUGACCGGAAAGAAGGUCAACCCAAAGAUCUCCAACUAA